Molecule: messenger RNA, 2554 nt
Organism: Camellia sinensis
Lineage: Eukaryota; Viridiplantae; Streptophyta; Magnoliopsida; Ericales; Theaceae
Source: RefSeq, a predicted model, not a curated record
UUCUCGAAUUAUGGACAAAUUUCUGAAAAGAAAAUCAACUAUUGUACAAGAUUCAUCUCAAUCCCAAGAAACUUGUGGUGAUAGUCACAUUCAAGAUUCUUCGAAGCGAAUUCGUGUUGACUUGAACAACCUUCCUUCUGAUCCAGGAUCACGAUCAAAAAUUUUGUCAUAUCAUCCUAAUGAUAGGGAUGAAAUAAGAAGAACAUAUUUACAAAAAGGACCCUGUCAACCUCUUAGUCACAAUUUCCCUCAAAGAGAUAUUAGUGGAGUUAUGCGUCGAUUUAAUUCUGCUUGGUUUAAAGAAUACAAGAAUUGGUUGGAAUAUAGUAUUGAAAAAGAUGCAGCAUUUUGUUUAUGUUGUUACUUGUUUAGGCCCGAUUUAGGAAAGGGAUGUGAUACUUUUGUGACAGAGGGAUUUAAAAUUUGGAAUAUGAAAAACAAGUUACAAAUUCAUGUUGGAGGUGUUAAUAGUGCUCACAACCAAGCUGUGAAGAAGUGUGAAGAUCUUAUGAAGCAAAAGCAACACAUUCAAAGUGUUUUUCUUAAGCAGUCAAAUCAAGAAAAAAUUGAAUAUCGGACUCGCUUAAAUGCAACUGUUGAUUACAUACGAUUCCUUUUGCGUCGAGGGUUGGCUUUUUGUGGUCAUGAUGAAUCUGAUGAUUCAAGUGAUAAAGGAAAUUUCCUUGAACUUCUACAAUUUUUGGCAGAUCAUAAUGAAUCUAUCAAUAAAGUUGUAUUGAGGAAUACUCUGAAAAAUAAUAAGCUAACUCACCAUGAUAUUCAGAAAGACAUUGUGAAUGCUGCUGCAUGUGAGACUAUCAAUGCUAUCAUAAAGGAUUUGGACAAUGAGUUUUUUUCAAUUUUAGUUGAUGAGUCUCGUGACAUAUCAAUUAAAGAACAAAUGGCAGUUGUUCUACGUUAUGUGGCCAAAAAGGGCAUUGUUAUAGAGCGGUUUCUUGGUAUUGUACAUGUAUCAAAUACAACCGCUUUAUCACUUAAAGCAGCAAUUGAGUCCUUAUUUUGUCGACAUGGAUUGAGUAUAUCAAAACUACGAGGGCAAGGCUAUGUUGGAGCCAGCAAUAUGCAAGGUGAAUUCAAUGGUCUUAAAGCUUUAAUUUUGAGGGAGAAUAAAUUUGCAUUUUAUGUUCAUUGCUUUGCCCAUCAACUUCAAUUGACUCGUGUAACUGUUGCUAAAAAGCACAUUGACGUUGCUGAACUAUUUUGCUCUGUUGCUAACAUAGUGAAUGUUGUUGGUGGCUCUUGCAAGAGACGAGAUGCUCUUAGAGAUGCGCAAUUUGCUAAAAUAACAGAAGCACUAGACAAUGGUGAACUUAGAAGUGGGCGAGGUUUGAUUCAAGAGACUAGUCUUAAACGUGCUGGUGAUAUACGUUGGGGAUCACAUUUUGGGACAAUUAUCAACUUGAUUUUGAUGUUCUCUUCUUCGAUUGAUGUAGUUGAGAUUAUUGAAGACGAUGGCUUACAAACCGAGCAAAGAGUUGAAGCUCGUUCUAUCAUGAAGUUAAUGUUAUCUUUUGAAUUUGCCUUCACUUCACAAUUGAUGAAAAAUAUUUUAGGGAUUACAAAUGAGUUGUCGUUAGCAUUGCAAAAGAAAAAUCAAGAUAUUGUCAAUGCUAUGACACUUGUUAAAGUAUCUAAGCAACGAUUGCAGAUGAUGAGAGAUGAUGAAUGGGAAUCUUUAUUGACUGAAGUGUCUUCAUUUUGUAACAAACAUGAGAUUUCUAUUCCAAAUAUGGAUGAAAUAUUUGUAGUUAGUGGGCGGCCACGACGCAAAGCUCUACAAAUUGCAAAUAUACAUCAUUAUCAAGUUGAGCUAUUCUACACAGUCUUAGAUAUGCAACUUCAAGAGCUUAACAAUCGCUUUUCAGAAGCAAAUACUGAGUUACUUCUUUGUAUGGCUUGCUUGGAUCCUAGUAAAUCAUUCUUUGCUUUUGAUAAGCAUAAGUUGAUUCGUCUUGCAGAGUUCUAUCCAUAUGAUUUUUCUGCAACAGAUUUAAGGGUCCUUGACAUCCAACUUCAAAACUACAUUGUUGACAUGCGCUUAAGUGAAGACUUUUUAGAACUUAAAGGAGUUGGUGAUCUUGCUAUAAAGUUGGUGGAGACAGAUAAACAUGUGAUAUAUCCAUUAGUCUAUUUGCUUGUGAAAUUAGCAUUGACUCUACCUGUCGCGACAGCAACAGUGGAAAGAAGUUUUUCAGCAAUGAAGUAUAUAAAGAGUAAUUUGCGUAACCAAAUGGGAGAUCAGUGGAUGAAUGAUUGUUUGGUUACAUACAUUGAAAGAGAUGUAUUUGAUAGCAUUGAUAAUGAGGAGAUUAUGCAACGUUUUCAAAAUAUGAAAUCUCGUCGAGGGCAAUUGUAAUAUUUUAUCUAAUUGCAAGUUGUUUUGAUGGCAAUUGUAAUAUUUUAUCUAAUUGCAAGUUUUUUUUUUUCGUCAAAACUUUAAUAUUAAUAUAUUAGAGUUCUCUUUUAUAUUUGUUUUUUUAAUACAGUUGUUAGAUUUUAAGUUACUUAAUGAAUACCCUGAUUAAAAUUCCUG